CUUCGCUCUUCUGUACAUUGGGCUUCUUCUGCUCUCUGUCUCCCUUUUCCCUUCUUUUUUUCCCUGCUCGUCAUACGUCAUACGGGCCAUGGAUGGCGGGGAUCUGACGAGCUUCUCUCUUCUGGUAUCGCUAACGGGCACUUUACCAUGAGCCAUUCCACUCCAGCUACAGCUAAUGGGAACGACAGCAAAAAGUUUAAAGGAGACCGUUCUCCCUGCUCUCCAUCUCGGGUCCUCCAUAUCCGCAAGAUUCCAAAUGAGGUCACAGAGUCUGAGAUCAUCUCGUUAGGACUGCCUUUUGGAAAAGUUACCAAUCUUUUGAUGCUGAAAGGAAAAAGCCAGGCCUUCCUGGAAAUGGCUUCUGAAGAAGCAGCUGUCACCAUGGUGAACUACUACACCCCUGUCACUCCACAUCUCCGCAGUCAGCCUGUGUACAUUCAGUAUUCCAAUCACAGAGAGCUGAAGACAGACAACCUACCCAACCAAGCUAGAGCACAAGCUGCUUUGCAAGCUGUGAACUCCAUCCAGUCAGGAGGCCCUGGAGUCGAAGGCAUGGCACUCACAGGCCAGAGUCCAGUCCUCAGAAUAAUCGUGGAAAAUCCCUUUUACCCUGUCACUUUGGAAGUACUGUAUCAGAUCUUCUCCAAGUUUGGAACUGUAUUGAAGAUAAUCACGUUCACAAAGAACAACCAGUUCCAGGCCUUGCUCCAGUAUGCUGAUCCGUUAAAUGCUCAUCAUGCCAAAUCGGCUUUGGAUGGGCAGAAUAUUUACAAUGCCUGCUGCACCCUGCGCAUUGAAUUCUCUAAGCUGACAAGCCUUAAUGUCAAGUACAACAAUGACAAGAGUCGAGAUUUCACCCGCAUAGACCUCCCUACUGGUGAUGGACAGCCCACUCUUGACACCACUAUGGCUGCUGCAUUUGGUGCUCCGGGUAUCAUCUCCUCUCCGUACGCAGGAGCUGCAGGUUUUGCCCCCGCCAUUGGGUUCCCUCAAGCAGGUCUUUCAGUCCAAGGCGUUCCUGGGGCCCUUGGCCCACUUGCUCUAACUACUUCUGCCAUCACUGGGCGUAUGGUAGGCUUAACGGCAAUGCCUGGACACUCAGUUCUGUUGGUCAGCAACCUCAAUCCUGAUGUUAUCUUACCUCACGGGCUCUUUAUCUUGUUUGGUGUCUAUGGGGAUGUCCAUCGUGUGAAGAUACUGUUUAACAAAAAGGAGAAUGCAUUGGUGCAGAUGGCAGAUGCAACCCAAGCACAACUUGCCAUGAGCCAUUUAAAUGGACAAAGGCUUCAUGGAAGGGUCCUGCGGAUUACCCUCUCCAAGCACCAAGCUGUUCAACUUCCACGGGAAGGACAUGAGGACCAGGGCUUGACCAAGGAUUAUACUAACAGCCCACUGCAUCGCUUCAAGAAACCUGGCUCCAAAAACUUCCAGAAUAUAUUCCCACCAUCUGCAACCCUGCAUCUGUCUAAUAUCCCACCUUUAGUUACUGAUGAGGAUCUCAAGAGACUAUUUGCAAGCACUGGCUGUACAGUCAAGGCCUUCAAAUUCUUCCAAAAAGAUAGGAAGAUGGCUUUAAUUCAGCUUGGAUCUGUGGAAGAAGCUAUUCUGGCUCUAAUAGAACUACAUAACCAUGACUUGGGAGAAAAUCACCACCUUCGGGUUUCCUUCUCCAAAUCAAUGAUCUGAUUUCUCAGCACCUCAUCAUUCCUUUACACGCUUCCCUUAAGACUGGACCACGGUUUCAGCAAAAGCCCUCAAACAGAGACUGAAGAUGCUAAACCCAACUCUGCUUCUUAAUAUCAAACAUAUAUUUUGAGAAGACGGAGCACCCGCGUUUCAUACAAAUCAACACUGACUCCGCAAAGUAGAAAUGACCCAGAAACACCUUCUGUCUAAUGUCAAUGAGACAUGUAACUUCAACGGUUUUUAUGGAAAACCCUCAAAACACUUAAUUCUCUACCGUGAUUAUAAUGUUAGUUUUUUUUGUACUUCACUCCUGUAUGUCCUUUUCAUUCUCGUUCCACGAUAGCCUUACACAACAUCAUUCAGAGGAUCGUUUAGGGAUUGGAUGCUUAAACAGCGCUUUAGGAAUUUCUUUUUGCUUUGUAUUCUUUUUGACUGUACUUUCCAUGCCACCUGAAUGUAAAUUAAGUUAUGGCAUGUGUAGUCAUUUAACGGUUACCAAAAAAGGAGCAAUGUAGAGUUGCUUAUAGAUCCCCAUUGGCAUCUUUUUUUCGCCCAUUUCUUCCACAUGAUUUUUUUUAUACAUAUAAUAUAUUUUGGAAGGAUGGGGGCACAUACCAAAUAAAUAGACAUAGGUGAAAAAAAAAUUAUUUUGUGGCCACAUUUUCAUUAAAAAAAUAAUUUAGAUAACACUUCUCUUCCAAAUAUAUAUAUUUUGUCUUUAUUUAUUGCUGAUUUAUUGGGCUGUGGCAAGAUGUUUUUCCUAUAGGGCCACAGAUUUUCAUUUAAUACUUGAUUGCAUUUUUUUUUUUUUAAAUAUAUAUAUAGUGACCCGUUAGCAUAUGAAUAGAGAUAUGCUUUUUUAGCCUUCAACCUAUUCCGAGUUAUCCUCUACAUUGUUUUACACAACUGUGUAUUCAUAUAUAUAUUUAUUUAUUUUGUAUUCUGCUUGUAUGUAGAACUAUAUACAUACACAAAUACGAUAUAUGUAACCGGGUAGGGCAGCGUAUAAUCGAAAUGCUGUGUAGUUCUGUUGUCCCGGAUGUGUUGUGUAACGCUAUGGCUAUGGAACAGAAUGGAAAGGUUCACCG
Spea bombifrons (plains spadefoot toad) is the source of this 2774-nucleotide messenger RNA. RefSeq names its product polypyrimidine tract binding protein 3 (gene PTBP3). NCBI's taxonomy places the organism in Eukaryota, Metazoa, Chordata, Amphibia, Anura, Pelobatidae. The coding region runs from base 148 to 1686 and encodes 512 amino acids. The transcript is spliced from 14 exons. The record is from RefSeq and is a predicted model, not a curated record. Gene Ontology annotation, cellular component: nucleus. Gene Ontology annotation, molecular function: mRNA binding. Gene Ontology annotation, biological process: regulation of cell differentiation; regulation of RNA splicing; mRNA processing.